Molecule: messenger RNA, 624 nt
Organism: Diospyros lotus (date-plum)
Lineage: Eukaryota; Viridiplantae; Streptophyta; Magnoliopsida; Ericales; Ebenaceae
Exons: 1
Coding region: 152-472 (106 amino acids)
Source: RefSeq, a predicted model, not a curated record
UUUUGUCAUUUAGUUUCCCUCCAAAGCGUGCAGUUUCCCGAGGGGAAGGGGCUAUAAGGGUUCCCAAAUCCCAUGUCCUGUUCUCUCAGACACCUCAUGUUUCUGGGCAAAAGUUUCCACUCUUCUAGAGAAAAUAUCUGCACCCAGGAACAUGAAGAGGCAGAGGAGUACGGGAGAGAGCAGGCCGCCGGCGAGGAAGGCCAAGAGGAGGGAGGAGGAGAAAGCGGUGGCGGCGGUUGAGGAGGAGGAGAAGAAGAAGAGGGAGUGCCGCCGGGAACAUGUGGCGGCAGAGGAGGAGGCGGAGGCACGGUGGUGGAGCGCCGCGGACGAGCAAAUGUCGUGGGGGGCGUUCUGGUGCCCAUCAUGGGAUAUAGAGUAUCUGGCCGGCGAGGCUUACAACACUCUUUACAGCGACGUCGCCUGGGACGACGACAUAUGGGAUCUCAGAGCCAUCAACCAAGUUCCAAAUUAAUCAAUAUCCAUCAAUUCCAUGAGAGAUCGAUAUAUGGGUUUGCUUAAUUUAAUGUUUAAUUUGCAGUUUCAGUUUUAGUUACUAAUCAAAGUUUAGGAUUCUAUUCAUGGAAACAUCAGUUUUGUUCUUUUAAUGGAUUUAGAUCGACUGCA